ACUCUAUAAUGAGUACUCUUCAUUAUGCGUCUGCAUUUGUCGCCUUGCUUAUUGCUAUAUUGAUAUGAUAAUGCAUUGCUUUUGUGUGCGAUACCCUUGAGUCAUUUUAAUUUGCAUUUGUAAUUGUACCUGGGUGCCUUGGUGUUCCGAUGUACCUUUAAAUGGUAUGUUGGCACGUAGUGAGUGUUCGUAGGUACACUUUUGCAGCAUAAUAAAAAUAGAUAUGAAGCUGUACGACAAAAAUUUGUCUGCAUUUGCUGUUACACGAGCUAGCAUCGACAGGGAAGGCUUUCUUUUCAAGCGAGGAGAAGUGAACAGGUCCUUCCAGAGAAGAUGGUUUGUGCUGAAAGGAAAUUUGCUUUUCUAUUUUGAAAGAAAGGAAGAUAAGGAACCCCUAGGAGUUAUCAUUUUGGAAAAUUUCACAAUUGACAUGUGUGAUGAUGAAGAGCCACACAGUUUCAAGAUUGUGUUCCUGGGUGAUGCAGGCAGGGAGUACGUCAUGCAUGCUGACAGUGAUGAACAGAUGGAGGCCUGGAUGAGGUCCGUUUCAUCAGCCAGUUAUGAACACAUCACCAUGAUGGUUGCAGAGAUGCAAAAACAACUGGAUGAAAUCACAAGCUCGGCGUCCUCUGAGGGCCGUCUAGUGGACGUGGGCGAGCCGGCCGCGCCGUCACCGGUGGCACCGCCGCGGCAGCGGCGCGCCAACCCGUUCCACCAGAGCGAGCCGCCGCCGGCCGGGCCGCGGCUCGGCUUCCGCGCACUGCACGAGGAGCUGGGCCGCGUCAUCUGCUACGACCGUACCAACUGGUGGGAGCGGCGCGCGCCGGCCGUCGCCCAGCUGAUCGAGCUCUGAGGCCGGCCGGGGCACCGCGCCGCGCCCACUGGCGGCAGACGCCGCGCCACGUCCACACGUGAUACCGUGCUGAAAGGACUGGGCCCUGAGCUGACCGCCAGCGGUCGGAGCAGUGCGCCUCUCGACAGGCGUGGCGACGAGGCAGCAGUGGGCGUCGCUAAAUGUGAUAUUGAUUACUACUGAGGCAGUACUCCCGGCGAGGGUCGGCUUGUUGUCGGCCGUCGUACGUUCUCUGUACCGGAGCGGCAGUAUGUGAGGCCUAUGAUCGCUGUGACGGUAUUUGUCCGAGCCACCGAACGCUUGCCGAUGUUUGUUAGCGACUGAUGUGGGAAGCUGCGUGUGCCAAUCGUGAUACCGGAGGCCUUGAACUGACGGCCAACUGGAAAUGGUGUGGGUGUUACGGUGGGAUAGUGCGGCAGUACUCAUCCUGUUAUUGAAGACAUGUUGCUGAUGAUUCACCGCACGGGACAAAACCCCCGUACCUGUUUGUAAUGCGGCAUCCUGUCGGCAGUCUUACUAGUACAGCAUGACAAUUUUAGUUUGUAACGACCUUGUGCAUGCUAUAAUUUCAUUUGACGCCUGUUCCUCCUGCUUAGCUUGCUGUUGUAUUAUUCGAAUAUUUAGGCAUGAAUGAGCCGUAUGAUUAGCCACUGCUAGGUACCGCGAACUAUGGUUACACAUGUCACCCUGUUGUAGAGCUGGUCAUAUCGAGUGUGCUUUCAAGCACGUCUGUAUUCUAUGCUAACCACGCCCAUUCCAUGUUGAUGCUUUAACCGAUGUCCCCAGCGCGACCUAUCAUGCACCCGAGUCGGCGGCUAGUUUCGAUAGCGUUAUACGCUUAUUCAGCCCAGAAGUAUAGGGCAAAACUGCGGCAUCCACUGCGGUCUACUGUAAAGCUGUGGCGACUUGCUAGCAGGCCGACAUGACUAGGAGUUAGGUAUAUACGUACAAGUUCAACGGACUGGUGGAAUCAUUUGACGGGAGCCUGGAGUUUCUCGUCCCUCGGACAGUUCGGUGGUCUGUUCACAGCUUCGUCUGGUGUACGCCGCGUGCAUAUGAAUGUUGGGAUUGUUGGGCGAUGACAAGUGGCAAGAACUUUCAGGACUCUCUGUCGCCCCGAAGGUUGUGGAAAAUAGCCUCACGUUAUGCAAUUUGUGUCUUGAGCGGCAUUUAACAAAGAAGACAAGGCCUUGUGUUACUUAUUAAUGCGCCGUGCUAAUACUGUGACGCAAUUUAGUAUUGACAGUGCCACUGAAAAUAUAAGACGUCGUUACCAA
This is a messenger RNA of Amphibalanus amphitrite, 2130 nucleotides long. RefSeq names its product sesquipedalian-1-like. Bases 224 to 853 code for a protein of 209 amino acids. The transcript is spliced from 3 exons. The record is from RefSeq and is a predicted model, not a curated record. Gene Ontology annotation, biological process: endosome organization; receptor recycling; retrograde transport, endosome to Golgi. NCBI's taxonomy places the organism in Eukaryota, Metazoa, Arthropoda, Thecostraca, Balanomorpha, Balanidae. Gene Ontology annotation, cellular component: trans-Golgi network; early endosome; recycling endosome.